AUGGCUUCCUCCUCUACAUACACCUCCAACACAAGAUCGAAGAAAAUCAAGUCAAAAUCGAAACUUGAUUUUGCAAAUCCCUGUGAUUGUGGCUACCCUUCUCGUAUCUGGACUUCAACGACCAAAGAUAAUCCUGGAAAAGAGUUUAGGGUUUGCCCUAAUUCAACGGAUAACCCAGAAAUUAAAUGCAAAUUCUGGGAAUGGGUUAAUAAAGAAGAUACAGUCAACAAGAAGAAAAGAGAUGAAGUGGGAGCACAAUCCUGUGAAGUAAGGGCACAAUCUUGUGAAGUGAGGAUUGCAAUUAUGGACCAUGAUUUCAAUAUUUACAAAAAGAACACAGAUGAAGAAUUUGAUAAGAUAAUUAGAAAAAUUAGCAGUCUCAAAACAUAUGUAAUUGUGUUGUUUAUGUUGUUUGUAGUAUCACUUUUAAGGGCAUAAAUGUCAAAUUGUAAUCGGAUAUUAUGGUUGUUUUGCUGAAUAUGAUUGAAUGAACA
This is a messenger RNA of Lactuca saligna, 494 nucleotides long. The record is from the annotation of a GenBank genome assembly. Lineage: Eukaryota; Viridiplantae; Streptophyta; Magnoliopsida; Asterales; Asteraceae.